CUCACAUGUUACGUAAUGCGUGACAGAAGGCGCAAGUGAAGUUGUGUUGACAGUAGCGGCAAGGAUAGUCAGCUGAGUGGCCAAGCAAGCGCACCCAGAGCCGAAUGGAGGGAGCACACCGUUUCUAUUAAAGAGAAAGCUUGGCUACCGGAUUUCAACAACAGAAGCAAUGGCAGACGACCAGAACUUACAACCGUGGUCCAUCAACAAGGAUGACUAUGUUCUCAAUGAGGUGAUAGGGAGUGGAGCCACAGCAGUGGUUCAGGCAGCUUACUGUGAACCCAGAAAAGAGAAGGUGGCUAUCAAACGCAUCAACCUGGAGAAGUGUCAGACCAGCAUGGAUGAACUUCUGAAAGAGAUCCAAGCUAUGAGCCAGUGUCACCACCCAAAUAUUGUCUCAUACUACACUUCCUUUGUUGUGAAGGAUGAACUCUGGCUUGUGAUGAAGCUGCUUAGUGGUGGCUCAGUGUUGGACAUCAUCAAGCAUAUCAUCUCCCGUGGGGAGCACAAGACCGGGGUUUUGGAUGAGGCCAGCAUAGCUACCAUCCUGAGAGAAGUUUUGGAGGGGCUGGAGUACCUGCACAAAAACGGGCAGAUUCACAGGGAUCUAAAAGCUGGAAAUAUUCUUCUUGGGGAAGAUGGUUCAGUGCAAAUUGCAGACUUUGGUGUGAGUGCCUUUCUAGCAGCAGGAGGAGACAUGACCAGAAACAAGGUGCGGAAGACGUUUGUUGGAACACCAUGCUGGAUGGCCCCGGAGGUCAUGGAGCAGGUCCGUGGCUAUGAUUUCAAAGCUGACAUCUGGAGUUUUGGAAUAACUGCCAUUGAACUGGCCACGGGUGCUGCACCAUACCACAAAUAUCCACCAAUGAAGGUGCUGAUGCUGACCUUGCAAAAUGAUCCCCCUUGUCUGGAAACUGGGAUCACAGACAAGGAGAUGGUGAAGAAGUAUGGCAAGUCUUUGAGGAAGAUGAUCUCUCUGUGUUUACAGAAGGAUCCAGAAAAAAGGCCAACUGCAGCUGAAUUGUUGAAGCACAAAUUUUUCACAAAAGCCAAGAAUAAUGAGUACCUGCAGGAGAAACUUCUGCAGAAAGGCCCAACAAUAACGGAGCGGUCAAAAAAGGUGCGUCGUGUGCCUGGCUCUAGCGGACGGCUCCACAAGACGGAGGACGGAGAGUGGGAAUGGAGUGACGAUGAGCUGGAUGAAGAAAGCGAGGAGGGGAAGGCUGCUGUGGCAGCCCUGCGGUCACCCAGAGUGAAGGACGGAUCUCACAAUCUGGAGCUGUACCCACCCAUGGAGGGUUCGUUGAGCCGUCUGCAGCCACCUGCUUCAACACAGGAGACUCCUUUGAACGCUGGCCAACCAGGGGUAGACGCCACAUCACAAGCAACCAGUCCGUCUCAUGGGCCGACUGCACAGGACCCAGUUCCACCUGACAUCAGUGUUCCCAUCAGCCUGGUUCUAAGACUGAGGAAUCUCAAGAAGGAACUCAACGACAUUCGAUUUGAGUUCAUGCCAGGCAGAGAUUCUGCUGAUGGAGUGUCUCAGGAGUUGGUCUCAGCAGGUUUAGUUGAUGGGAGGGACUUGGUCAUUGUUGCCGCCAAUUUGCAAAAGAUUGUUGAUGACCCUCAAAACAACAAAAAUGUGACAUUCAAACUGGCGUCUGGCUUGGACGAGUCAGAAAUCCCAGACGAUGUCAAGCUCAUGGGUUUUGCACAGCUCAGCAUCAGUUAAUGCAAGUGAAGCCAACAACAAAGGACAGCAACUGUUGGUAUCGCACAGCUGCAUAGCACCCGAUUCCAAGAUACCACUACUGCCAAAGAGAGGAGCGAGUUUGGCCCAGCAGGAGCAUGACACCCGGUGCAGGGAUGCAGGGGGACCACCUGGAGAGUGGGCCCACUUCAACACAGGAAUCACACUUGAAAAGUUUACAGUGCGCCUAUAGAUGGGAGAUCGUAUGCAAUCAACUACAUCGACUUUUAAUUACUUUUUUUCCCUUUGUCAUACAUAAGCACAAUCCAAACCAACUCCCGCCACUACAGGAAGUGAUUGCCUUCUUUUUUUUUUCCUUUUCUUUUUUUUUUAAUUAACUGUGCCACAGAAGUCACGUGUCGUGCGACCUUUAUUUGGCACUUGAUGUGACUAUGAAUUGGUCAAGUGUAAAUCCAGCCUUAGUGAGCAAUGCUAUAGAUUUUACCGGUGUGUAAAAAAAAAUUAUUUUUUUUAACCUAUCCCCAAAUCAUUCGCUUUUUUUUUCAUUUUCAGAUAUCUAGAGUUCAUUCUAACAAUGACAAAAAUUCAAAGGUCAAAGACAACCUCAUAGACACGCAGUGAUGAUGUUCACGCUGUUAUUUCUGUUAAAUGGACUUUUGAUUAUUUCAAAAAACAAAACACCUCUGCGAAUCAUUGAUGUGCCAGAGUAGCAGCAGUGUUGGUGUGUGGUGUUUUUGUCUCGGAGUAGCUGAAAUAAGGGCACAGCUAAACAUAUCCAUAUGCAGACAGAAAACAGGAGGAAUGGCCUUCUCACAUGACUGCAUGCUACAGCUAUGCUUGUUUGUCAGAUGGCUUUUUCCACAAGUUUCCUACUUAAUUUUCUUGUGCUAUGCAAUAGUUUUGGGGUUUUUUUGUUUGUUUUUUUUCCCCACAGUCUGUGACCGGUGGACUUUUUUUUUUUUUGUAGUGCACAGAUCUGCACAGAUGUUCCUGAAUGGUCAACACAGAAAUUAGGUGUUCAGGGGAUGCCCAAAUGGGUCAAAUGCCUCUUAUCCUUUGCUUACUUGCAUUUUGAAAGUUGCACCUAGAAUAAAGAAGCAAAAUAAAAAAUUUAAAAAAAAGCUUCACCACUAAAAAAUAAUAAUAAUAAAUAAUAGAAGCAAUACUCUGACAGCAAAUCCCCAGAACAGCCAGCAUUUAAGAUGCCUGAACCUCUGCUAGGUUGUGCACGGUGAAAAUUGAAAAUCUUCCACCCGAUGGAAAUAUAGUGGAAAUGUCCUCAGAAGCUCAGAGCAGCUUCUGUUUUUACCACGAGGCAUGUUGAUCCUUACCGUCUAUGUGCUUUAUAAACACUCACCUGCACAUCACUGAUGUCACUCCCAGUGUAGCCGUAAGGUUGUUUUUACCCUGCCCCUCAUCCCCCACCCAAAGGAGCUGUUGUAUUUGGUGCCAUUUGUCUCUGUGUUUGUAUGUUUGUGAGUAACAUCACAGAAAAAUGACUCACUCGAAUGAAAUGCAAAUGACAGAUGUAUAGUAUACCAUUAAAAUUUGGACAACAUUUCGGUCAAGGUCUCAAGAAAAGUGUAAACUUUUUUUUUUUUGCCUUGAUCUAAAAUUGUUCAUUUACUUCAAACCUGGGCCAAAAUGUUCACUUUUUUUAUUUCUAAGAUAAUGCUUUCCGUUGCUUUUUAUUGUUUUGAUGAUCGUUAAGGUCUAAGGUUUGGGGGGGUCAAGGUCAUCAAUAAAAAUUACAUUCCCUGUAUAACUCUCUAAUUAUAAAUGGCAGCCGAUAGCCUCUUAAUUACUAUUAUUGACGGAUAAUAUACAUGUGCUUUCAUUUUGGCGUUGUCACCUUUGGCUUUGAGUGACCUUGAACAGUAAAUCUUAAGGCUGUAGGCUUUCAAAAUGCUACACUGUAGAAAAUAAUCUGGUUUAAAAAAGUAAAGCAACCUAUUACAAGCCCUUUUCUGAGUAAUCUCAAUUAGAGUGUGCAGAACUCAAAAGAUCAAUGAUCACUUCUCCAUAACAUGGGAGCUACCUAAGAGCCACAGUAAAGACAGACAAAUCCGAUGUGUGUGACACACAUUCAUUGCAUUUGUCUCUUUACUGUGGCUCUUGCUUACUUUUUUAAGUCAAUGAAGUGAAUUCAGGGGGCAGCCAGGACGUGAACAUAGGUCUCCUGCACCACGGGCGACUAUGUUAACCAGUCGACUAAAGUGUCGGACCCGUUGGGCAACUGGCAAGGGAGUCUACUCAUUCAUGGUCGUUACAAUACCCCCCUCCUUCAGGAAACGCGUCCCCACGCUUCAGCAUAUCAGCUCCCUCACACCUCUGGGCCCAUGCGCUUCCGAUGGCCUCACGGUCUCACCAUCCCACUUCUGACACCAAUGUAGUGAAUUCGGGGGGCAGCCGGGAACAGCCACAGCUGGGACGCGAAUCCGGGUCGCUCGCACCACGGGCAAUAUUGGGCUAUACAAAUAAAAUUGACUUAAAUUAAACCAGCAGAUUAUUUUUUUACAGUGUGUAACUCACAAACUGCUACUGAUCAGAAUCAGAAUACUUUAUUUAUCCCCGAGGGGAAAUGGAGUUCUAUUACAGACACUCACGCUCUAAUAACUAAAAACUAACAAGAUGCAAGAUAAGAAAAUAGAAACCAUUUUAUAGCCAUUUAAUUUCUCUUAUUGACAGGUAGGAAAAUCCACACAUGACAGUAUGAACUGUGACCUUGAAGGUGCAAAUUCAAGAUUAUGGGUUUUCAAAAAGGACUGUAGCUCAUAAACUUCUGCAGAUAGCCAUGUCACUAUUACUGGCACAUGGGAGGUUCCACUCACUCCUCCACCCGGCACCAUGACCUUUCAAUUAGAGUGACCUGUGGUGUGCAGGCUUUGUCAUGCCUGGCACCAAUCGUUCUUUUUUUUGUUUUUUUUGUGUGCAAAGGCUGUGCAUUAGCUUAUAGUUCAGGGUACUAUUGUAAAUGGUGUAUUUAAAGAUAUUGUAUUUCAUAAUGUACGUAUGAUGGCAACCCCAUGCACUGUCACUCAAACACCAUUUGUAUGUUUGUAUGUGAAUACAUAGAUGCAUCGUCUUUUGUUGAAUACAUUUCAAAUAUGAAAGCAACAUUUUAGUUGUACAUAAUGAUUAAGGCAACCAGCUGGUAAACUUGAUCACUAACUCAUCCGGUGCAGUAGCAAGUAAUGAAUUUAAUCUCUCCUUCACUGCGUUUUCCACUAUUGGCCUUUUGUAUGUAAAAACGUCACUAAAUGUGCACAGAUUAUUAAUUUGAUCGGCACCUUAAUGAUAAUGCAAACUAGCUUGUUUGGCUAUAAUGGAGAGCUUGUAGUCACACUGCUAUGGUGUUACACAAUAUGCAGUUUUUCUCUCUGAAGCCGAUCCGAUGCAUAUUCCUGAUGACAGUGGAUGCGAAAAUAAUAAGCAUUGUGGUGUUCUCGAACAAAUAACACGAAAAUGACCCCAGUGACACGAAAAUGACACUGUUUUUUGUGUGUGUGCGGUGGUGAGGUAAUGAUCAACAGACUUUUGAGCUUUUAGUUGUCUAGCUUUGCUAAAUAUCUUCCUCUUUAUGGUUUAUUAAUCAGAAAAGCCGCCGGUUUAUCUCAAGGUGAGGCCUUUGAAUCAUUAGUAUUAAUUUCACCAGUUGAUUGGCAAAGUAUUUGUUUUCAACUUUUAUUUUUUACAAAUCAUUACAUUGAUUUUUUUUGUUUUGUUUUUUUUUUGUUUUCAUGAUGUUUUGUCAUAUGUGGAAAUCAUUUCGAAUAAGUUGUUUGAACAGGAAAAUUUGUGAUUACGUUGUAGAACUUGAUGUCAGACACGAAGAUCCCUCAAAUGAUGCUUCUGUUGGAAACUAUCGACACAGAACAAAACAGUGAUUUUUAGUAGCUGAAUAAAGACAC
Lampris incognitus (smalleye Pacific opah) is the source of this 5622-nucleotide messenger RNA. Its product is annotated as serine/threonine-protein kinase OSR1-like. Gene Ontology annotation, molecular function: ATP binding; protein serine/threonine kinase activity. The record is from RefSeq and is a predicted model, not a curated record. The coding region runs from base 170 to 1732 and encodes 520 amino acids. Gene Ontology annotation, biological process: protein phosphorylation. The transcript is spliced from 17 exons. NCBI's taxonomy places the organism in Eukaryota, Metazoa, Chordata, Actinopteri, Lampriformes, Lampridae.